AUGUCGUCGCCGGCAGGGCAUUCAAAAUCUGAUGAUAAAUCCGACAUGACUAAAGCCGCCGUCACCACCACCACCACCAACCCCACCAGCCCCACCAAUUCUGACAAUUCCGUCAAGACUUACAAGAAAAAGAUGUCAAUCCUUCCAAAGAUCUUUAGUUCCAAGCGAAACUCUAGACAAAACUCAGAAGAUGAUUUGUUACAAUCAGAUGCAGCUAUUCUUGAAUUUGAUGGGAAAAUUACAUCAAGAAGCAAAGCUUUCCUGGAAACUUCUCCUGUCAUCAGAAAAAGUUUUUCAGAAAGACACAAAGGUCAUGGGAUUGAAGGGCUAAACCUAUCAACUUUUGAACAUUCGAUGGCACCGGAGACUGUAGCUAGAGAUUUCCGGGUAUUUGUCGCGACGUGGAAUGUGGGAGGCAAGACUCCCCACCAUGAUCUUGACCUUGAAGAUUUCUUGCAAGUGGAAGGAUCCUCAGACAUAUAUGUCUUGGGGUUUCAGGAAAUUGUUCCCCUAAAUGCAGGAAAUGUACUUGUGAGUGAAGACAAUGAACCUGCAGCAAAAUGGCUAGCCCUUAUAAGCCAAGCACUUAACAAACCACACCAUGACUCCAUGAACCCUAACUCUGAUUCAAGCCAUGGUUCGAAACACUCACACACUAGUUCGAAGGACUCUAAGUCCCAUUUCUUCCAAAAGCCAUCACUAAAAGUCCUCAGUAAGAGUCUCAAGGUGGACAGCAGUCUUGUCAAGGCCUGCAACUGCCCUCUGGGCUCGUUGGUCCAAAACAGGCGGAGGCCAAGAAGUGAACCCUGCACUUCUCCUUACAUCGCUCGCAAUCCUGAUAUUGAAGACUUGCUUUCAAUUGCAGAAAUACCUACCUCACCUUCCUCGCCUAACGGGAUGAAUUACCGCAUUAUAGCAAGCAAGCAGAUGGUAGGGAUAUUCCUUUCUGUCUGGGCUCGAAAAGAAUUAGUUGAACACAUUGGCCAUCUCAGAAUUUCCUGUGUAGGGAGAGGAAUCAUGGGCUAUCUUGGCAACAAGGGGUGUAUAUCCAUAAGCUUGUCAUUGCAUGAAACAAGCUUUUGCUUCGUGUGCAGUCACUUGGCGUCGGGGGAGAAAGAGGGGGAUGAGCUGAAGAGGAAUGCCGAUGUGUCUGAAAUCUUAAAGGGCACACAGUUUCCCAAGAUCUGCAAGAAUCCAGUUCGUCGAAUCCCGGAAAGAAUUAUGGAUCAUGAUCGAUUAAUUUGGCUUGGGGACUUAAAUUAUCGGGUGGCUUUGAGCUAUGACGAAACUAGGGUUUUGUUGGAGGACAAUGACUGGGACUCCCUCCUAGAAAAAGAUCAGUUGAACAUGGAGAGAGAAACAGGAAGAGUGUUCAGUGGGUGGAAAGAAGGAAGGAUUUUCUUUGCCCCCACUUACAAGUACUCACAUAAUUCAGACUCCUACGCCGGAGAGACCGUCAAGUCCAAGAAGAAACGCCGAACCCCUGCAUGGUGUGACAGGAUAUUGUGGUAUGGCAACGGCAUUGAACAAUUAUCGUAUAUACGUGGGGAAUCAAGAUUUUCCGAUCAUAGGCCAGUUUGUGCGGUGUUUGCAGUGGAGGUGGAAACGAGGAACAGAAGCACAAAGUUCAGGAAAGCUUCCACAAGAGCAGAUUAUGAAGACUGCAUACCUAAAAGGCAUAGCCUCUAUGAGUUCUAA
This is a messenger RNA of Cornus florida, 1698 nucleotides long. Its product is annotated as type I inositol polyphosphate 5-phosphatase 5. The coding region runs from base 1 to 1698 and encodes 565 amino acids. Gene Ontology annotation, biological process: phosphatidylinositol dephosphorylation. Lineage: Eukaryota; Viridiplantae; Streptophyta; Magnoliopsida; Cornales; Cornaceae. The transcript is spliced from 10 exons. Gene Ontology annotation, molecular function: phosphatidylinositol-4,5-bisphosphate 5-phosphatase activity; inositol-polyphosphate 5-phosphatase activity; phosphatidylinositol-3,4,5-trisphosphate 5-phosphatase activity. The record is from RefSeq and is a predicted model, not a curated record.